Cladocopium goreaui is the source of this 501-nucleotide messenger RNA. The record is from the annotation of a GenBank genome assembly. NCBI's taxonomy places the organism in Eukaryota, Dinophyceae, Suessiales, Symbiodiniaceae.
AUGACCCUCACAGGACCCUCGAUAGAGAACCUGUUGAAACAGGAUGGCAUGACUUGGGAGUUGAUGUGGCAGAGCAAGUCCAAACCCAACAUGGACAAUGCCUUCCUGAUGGGCACCUGGAACGGCCUGGGCUGCUGGGAACCUGGCGCCCUGAUCACCAUCCGCGACGAUGGAAAGCUCAACAUGUUGGCGGUGAUCAACGGUGAAUACAAGUCUUUGCCCAACCUCUGCAACAAGAAUGUCCUGGACGGAGAGUGGCAUCACAUUGUGGCCACCUUCAGCCAGAGUAAUAAGACGAUGCGGCUCAUCGUGGACGGCUGCAUUGAGUCGGAGUUGCAGCGCACCUGGAAUCCACGAUUCCAAGCCUUCAACUUGGGCUACGAGCCAGGAGAGAAAGGCAUCGGUAGCAAGUUCCUGGCGAAGGUACAAGGGCCACGACUACCAGCACGACUCUCGUUAUGGGCGCCUGGUCUUUUGGAACCGGGCUUUGGAUCCUCAUGA